Morchella importuna is the source of this 2790-nucleotide messenger RNA. RefSeq lists its product as uncharacterized. The record is from RefSeq and is a predicted model, not a curated record. NCBI's taxonomy places the organism in Eukaryota, Fungi, Ascomycota, Pezizomycetes, Pezizales, Morchellaceae. The coding region runs from base 1 to 2790 and encodes 929 amino acids. The transcript has a single exon.
AUGUCUUCUGCCUUCACCGAAACUCUUCACGCAAUUACCUCCACUAAACUUGAGGUCCUCUCGCAACAGCAUGCAGACUUCACAUCUCAUAGAGAAAGAGUCUUAUCAUCUGUCGCUGCCACCACCGAUCCCUGCGAGAGAGUCCGUUUGCUCCUCGAUGCCUUGAAGUCCUGGCGUACCUCCGACAACUCAACUGAGGCGGGUGGCACAAGCCCCUCCAAGUCUCCCUAUCUCACAAACAUUGAGUAUUUCCUGAAGCAAGCAGAAAAUGAUCCCGGUAUUGGAGGCUCUAGUCUGAGCGAGUGGGAGAGGAAGUUGACAAAGAGUCUGGAAACGGAAUCGGUCAAGUUUGAGUAUGCGGAACUCUUCGGAAAGCUUCUGACUGAGUGGGUCGGAAGUCCGUCAAACCAAGAGGGUAAGUCUAAGAAAGUAGACGAACCUGAUAGCGAAGUCAGCUCUUCAAGUAAAAAGUUCGAGAAGGUAGGGAGGAAGACAUUACACGAGGAGCGUGCAAAGUUCGAGGCCUACGUCGUAACCCCGAAUGAAACCGAUCCCGUAUCUAUCGAAGCAUAUCUCGAGGAGCUGUUUUCGCUGUCCAAAGAGGCUAAAAACCAACUCGAGCUGGUAAGAAAGAGAAUAGCAACGUUUGGCGAGUGGUUUCUCCGCUCUAAGUUUACUGUGGAAGAGCUGGAAUGGACCAUUAAGUCGUUGCUAUCCAAAGACCUACUCUCGAACCAGAAACGUUCAACACUCAAGGAGUUUAUGCUCAAUAAAGUAGUCCUUAAAGAAGUUGCUGAUGUCUUGAACAUGCACUUGUCCUCUCUUGCGUCCUGGUCCUGGCCUGCAGGUGGUGUCACAAUAGAGAUGAGGAGAUAUCUAAAUGGGAAGUAUCGGAACUUUAUGGAAGAAGAGCUCCUGCAGGCUAUUUUCUUGCAUUAUCUGGGGACAAAAUGGUCCAUCGAAUUCAAAGGAGCUUUCCGCCAAAUAAUCAUCAAUCCACGUGUUUGGAAACCAUCAUCCACACCAAUACCAAAGGUCGACCUCGAGAGGCGUGUAUUCUUCCUUGGUGAGGUCACAGAUGACAGUGGAUGGAGUCCGCCGGUGCCGCAAACUAUUGUAACUUCGAGAAAGACGGUGCAGCAAGAGCAAUUUUUUAUGGGACAGCUCCCAGACUCGAUGGAAACUAGCGGUAAUCCCACAUACGACUCGGACGUCGUAAACUCAGAUACAAUCCCAAAGCCCACUCCGAUGACUGUGAAGCAGACAAUGCUUCGCAUCAUGGCUACUGAGUGUAUCUUAAAUAACACCUUGUACGGCAGUUUUACCGUUCUUGGCUCAGACCUCUUCUCGUUUGGCUCGAGUCUUUCGCAUUCAUCCCUCAUCACGGUUCUUAAGUUUUUCGGUAUAUCUGGAACCUGGCUUAGGUUCUUUGAGAAGUUCCUUGCAUCUCCACUCAAACUCAUCAUGGACGAGCCUCCUCAGAUGCGCAGACGUGGAGUCCCCAUGGCUCAUAGUCUGAGCGAUUGCCUUGGUGAAGUGCUUUUAUUUUGCAUGGACUACGCCGUAAAUCAACGGGCCAAUGGAUUAUUUUUAUAUCGCCAGUUUGACGAUCUGUGGCUCUGGGAUAGUGACCCCGAACGUUGUGCUACAGCUUGGAAAGAAAUGCAAAAGUUUGCAAGAAUUCUGGGCUUGGAAUUCAACAGCCACAAAACAGGUUCUGCUUCUGUUGGGCGGCCUCUACAUCCAGAUCUUCCUCGAGGGCCGAUUAAGCAUGGGUUCUUGAAGUUUGAGCCUUCUGGUAAUUUUGUGAUUGACCAAGAGCAGAUUGACACCCACAUUGCCGAGCUCCGAUACCAACUUCAAGCGUGUAACAGCUCAGUCCUUGCCUGGGUUCAAGUCUACAAUAAAUACGUAUCAUCCUAUUUCACCACCAAUUUCGGGACCCCAGCGAACUGUUACGGCAAGAAACACAUAGACAUGGUUCUCAAGGCUUUGAGGGAGAUCCACCGUCAACUAUUUCCGUUGCACAAUGGUUCUGUGACCGCCUACCUUGCUGCUAUCAUCAAAGAAAGGUUCUCGGUCAAUGACAUUCCAGAUGGUUGGUACUACUGGCCCCUUUCUAUGGGAGGGCUAGAAGUCAAAAACCCAUUCAUCCCACUAUACAUCAUGCGAGAGCACAUCAAUGAUGACCCCGCAAAUGCGUUCUCGAAGGUGAUAGAGAAAGAUGAGGAGACGUAUGCGAGAUGCAAGGAAAGCUGGGAAGAUGGAACAAGCGCGGUACUAGGCGGCCCUGCGCACCCGACCUGGGCGAACGAAGGGUUUAUUUCGUUUGAGGAAUUUACAAGGUACCGUCAAGAGAAAUCCGGGGAUUGGGCAAAUGUCUAUCAAAACCUUUUGGGGGAGCCAUUUGACUGCCGCGUCGAGACGACUACCGAGAUCGAAGCAGCAUUAAAACGAGUCUCGAACGAGGCUGGAGGGCUAGUACCUAAGCGUGUAACCGCUGAAAACACACAAGGGGGACGUGGUGGCCGGGGUGGUUUUAGAGGUCGAAUUUUCAUGAGGGGCCGAGGAGGCCGAGGCGGAUACAGCGGCGGUCAUAACGACCCCGAGCCAGCACAAAACACACAAGUUAAUUGGAAUGAGAUGACUGUCUACUGGCAGUGGGUUGUGGCCUGUUUUGGGGAAGGAAUGAUUGCAAAGUGGGGUGGCCUUGAGGUGGUGAGGCCCGGAAGUCUACCAGUGGGAAUGGUUGAAGCCUGGAAGAGCAAGAGGAUGAGAUGGGAUCCUUAG